Neohortaea acidophila is the source of this 516-nucleotide messenger RNA. RefSeq lists its product as uncharacterized. Bases 52 to 354 code for a protein of 100 amino acids. Lineage: Eukaryota; Fungi; Ascomycota; Dothideomycetes; Mycosphaerellales; Teratosphaeriaceae. The transcript has 2 exons. Gene Ontology annotation, biological process: Mo-molybdopterin cofactor biosynthetic process. Gene Ontology annotation, cellular component: cytosol. The record is from RefSeq and is a predicted model, not a curated record.
CACCACCUUUCUUCCUGACCCUUUCCACCCGUCAAGCAUCGGAGGGCGACGAUGUCGACUCCGAAAGCUCCAGCCGGGCACUUCACCAUCCUCUACUUCGCCGCGGCCUCCUCGUACACCCGCAAAGACCAUGACUUCCUCCCUGCUCCUCUAGCCUUUCAUAUGCUGUUCGAUGUGCUCGAUCAAAAGUAUCCCGGGUUGAGAGAGAAGGUGCUGGACUCUUCUGCUGUCACGGUCAACUUGGAGUAUGUGGACAUGGAGGAAGAGGUGGCUAAGAAAGACCGUGCCGACGGCAGCUUGGCCCUGAAAGAGGGCGAUGAGGUGGGCAUCAUUCCGCCCGUCAGUUCAGGAUGAUGGCGCUUGGGUUAUAUCUUUUGCCAGUGAAUCAUGAGGCGGGGCACGGAUUGGCCUCUCCACUGCGCCGAGAGUUGCGAGUCCAGUCAGGUCAAGCAAUCUGCGACCCGAGCCUCAGAAUCGUCGUGCAGGAAACGGCGCAAUAGCAAUGAGCAUAUGGAU